AUGAAAAAAAUGUAAAAUAAUUAGUAUAGGGAAAUAAAUUCAAUAGCAUAAAUAGUCAAAGCCAAUUAAAAAAUUAUUCAAGCUGAGCUUAAUUAACUUUUAUAAUAAAAUAGCGAAAUCCUACCAAAUACUUCUCCUAAUGAAUUUGUUAAAUUAUGGUUUGAAUUGAAUGCUGAGGAGAGAUCAAAAUAUAUACUAUCAGGAUAACAUGAAUUGUCCAAUUUUGUUUAAUAAGAAUUAAAAUCUAAAUUUUUAAAUGUCAAUCAGAUUUUGAAAGCUGCUAACUUUUUUGAUGGAGUACCUUGGCAUUAUAAAAUUACAAGUAUCUAAAAUAAAUACAAUAGAUAAAUUUACCCAAAAUGCUUGUAUUAUAAGUUAACAUUAUAUGAAAGUCUUAGCUUAUAUAAAAACCAUUCUUUAAGGGUAUUUUUCCAUGAUUGAUCAAGUGAUGACUACAACCGUUAUUGAUAUGGAACCUUUAUCAAAUUUCUAAGCCUACUUUUAGACGAAAACAGAAGAAGGAUUUACAUUAUUUUGGGAAGUGGCUAUUGAUAAAGUUCCCAAACUAGUUUGUCAAAAUAUGUUGAAUAUCAAAUAAAUUGUAGGUUUUAAUUUCUAUCAUACAAUUACAUUUAUUGACAUAAAAUAAGAGAAUAUUCAUGAUAAAGAUAUUAAAUUAAUCAUCUAAAAUUAUCAUAUUGACACAAAAAGUUCUUAUUAUAGAAAAGGAAUUGAUUAUUCAAAGUUAAAAUGUGAAGAUUUUGAAAAUGAAAGCAAUAAAUGUUAUCUGUUUAUGAGGUCGACCAAUAAUAAUAAUUCAUAUUGGGAAUUAAACUAUAACUUAAUGAAGUAUGAUAUCAUAAAAUGGUUAAGUCAUUAAUUUUAACCAAUUUUUUUAAAUAAAUAGGAGUAAACAAUGUAUUAAUUUGAUGCAUCUUCUUAAAAGUGGAUAAGCAAAUUUGAUGAAGAUAUUUUACAAAAUGAAUCAUAGAUUCAAUAAGAAAAAAUAUUCAAAAAAGAUUUAGUUUAAAAAUUUGCAGAUUUUACAAUUUCAUCAAAAUUAGUAGAAUUUUUAUAAAAAGUUCCUAAUUUCAGUAUAAAAUUGACUGAUGAAUAGAAGUAAAUUAUUGGAAUGGAAGGAAAAAUUAUAUUUGGUGGCAGGAGUGGAACAGGAAAAACGACAUGCUUGAUCCUUAGACUUUUAGCAAUGAAACAUAUAUUUAAACUUAGAAUAGAAGUGCAUUAGAAAAAAAAUCCUUCAAUUGAGAUUGAUGACCUCUAUUUUAAUUGUUUAUUCAUAAGUAAUAAUAAUAUCCUGUCUAUCUAAGCAAAAAAAUAUUAUGAAAAAUUGAAUAAUUAAGUUUAAGCAGAAUUAAAUAAAAAUAAAUAAAAAAGAAAUUAUUAAAAUUCCCAAAAUUUAUCAUGGACCUAAGGAGUAUAGCAAGUUAUUUAUCCAUCAAAUAUACAAACUUAAGGCUAGUAAAAUGAUUAGUAAGAUUAUCCAUUAUUUUUAACUAUCUACUAGUUGAUUUUUAGGAUUGAUUCAUAUUUAAAUAAACCAUACUUCCCUUAAAAUCAAUCUUAACAAAAUUUAAAUAAUUAUAAUAUCUUUGCAGAAGAUAUGGCUUAUUAAUUUACUAAUUUAUUUUUGAAGUAAGAUAUAAAUUAGGAAGGGGAAAUUAAUUUGAAUGAUUUGAUUUAAUAAUAAUCAUUUAAGGAAUAGAAAAAUAUAGAAAAUAAAACUGAAAAAUAAAACCGGAAAGAAGAACAAAAAUAAUUGAUCAAUCAUUAGGAAGUAGAUUUUACUUUUUUUCUUAAUAAUUUUUGGCUGAAGAAAUGCUCUAAUGUUCAACUAAAUCCUCAUUUUGUUUGGACAUAUAUUUAUUCUUAUAUUAAAGGAUGCUCUAAUGCUCAUGAAUAUCCUGGACACUAUAUUUCGAAGAGCACAUUUUUAAGUAUGUUUAGCAAUAACAAAGAGUUCAAUACUUUAUAUGAUAUCUUUAUUUAAUAUGAAAAGUGGAGAGCAGAUAAAGGAUACUAUGAUUUAUUAGAUGUAGUUAAUCAUAUCCUAGUAUAAUUAAAAUAAGAUGAAAUAUGUAUGCCAUAAAUUCAUUAUUUGAUUAUUGAUGAAAUUUAGGAUUUGCCAGAGGCUAUGAUAUUGUUAUUUGAAAAAGUAUCACUUUUUGGAACAAUAUACAGCGGUGAUACAGCUUAGAAUAUAUCUAAAGGAGUUGGUUUUAGAUUUUUAACAAUGUAGGAGUUAUCAAAGAGAAUCUAUUAAAAGGAAGAAUAUCAAUAUUACUAAACAGAAUAAUUUCUUAAAACAUUAAAUCAAAAUUUUAGAUCAAAUUCUAAUAUUUUAAAGUUAGCCAACUCAAUUGUUUCCUUAAUUCAAAUGUAUUUUCCAAAAACUAUUGAUGAUUUUAUGAAGGAAUCAUCCAAUUUCAAAGGUGUUAAGCCUAUUAUUGUUAAUGGAAGUUUAGAUUUAUUAUUUUAUUUAUUCGAAGGACUAGAUAACUCUGAAAUUAGUGAGGAAAUAUAAAAGUAACCUAUAGAAUUAGGAUUUAGAUCUGUCAUUAUUGUUAAAAACAAGGAAUAAAAAAAAAAUAUACCUAAACUUUUAUAGCAUAUUUAGGUUUUAUCUAUAGAAGAAGUGAAAGGCUUGGAGUUUGAGAACGUUAUUCUUUAUAAUUUUUUCACUGAUAGUAUUAUUAAGGAAUCUGAAUGGAAGUUAUUGUAAACAUGUGAGGUUAUAGAUGAGGAAAUGAAUAAAUAAGCAUAUUUAACUAGUUUAACUAGACAAUCAACAAUUGAUUAUUAUACUUCUUAUUUUACUGGGUAUGAUGAUAAAAAUGGAAACAUCUUAUUCAAAAGAAUGAUACCAUAUAUAAAAUAUUACGAUGAGUUUACUUAUAGUAACAGUGGCUUAUGCAACGAACUAAAACAACUAUAUAUUGCAACAACGAGAUCUAGGUAGUGCUUGUAUAUUUUUGACGAAAAACCCUAAUAAAGGAGAUGGAUUGAACAAAUUUGGAAAAGUUUACAAUUAAUUGAAAUUGUUGACUAAAUAAAUUUUGAACAUUAAAAUUUAUAAGCCAAUCUUUAGAUUAAAUCGAAAUUCUAAUGGAAGGAACAAGGCAAAAUUAUGUUUCAAAAACAAUUAUAUGAACAAGCUGAAAAAUGUUUUCAAUUUUCUGAAGAGGAAAUUUUGUGUAAAAAAGCCAAGGGUUUUAGACUAGCCACAGAAGGUUGUUAACUCAUUUUGUCUUUUUAAUAAUAAUCAUAACAAUAUCUUAAGUUAAAGGAUAAAAAUCAAAAGAUAAGUGAAUUAAAGUAACAGUAUUAAGUUAAAUUAUAAGAAGCUGCGCAAUUGUUUUAAGAUACACUCAAUUUUAGAUAAGCUGCAUAGUGUUUAUACUUUUGUGAAUAAUAUGAUUAAGCAUUCAAAAUAUAUGCUAGCCUCGAACUAUUUUAAGAGGCAGGUGAAGCAGCCUAUAAAUCAGAAAAUUAUAUAUAGGCAGCAAAAUUCUUUUUAAAAUGCAAGGAUGUUACAAAAACAAUAGACUCAUACGAAUAGGCAAAUGAAUUUGAGUAAAUCUUAUAAUUUCUUUAUUAGUAAAAGGAUAAAAUAAAUGAUGCUAUUAGAACAGAAUUUAUUAAUAAAUAUUUUCCAAUUUUUUUAAAAAAGUUGACAAUUGAAUUUGAAAAUAAAUAAAAAUAUUAUUGUUAGUAAAGUACUGUAGAAGAUUUAGCUAGAAAAUUUAUUAUGUCUUAAAAGGAUAUAGAAGAAGAUAGAUAUCUAAAUAAUAAUAGGAACCCUAUAGAAUUAAAAAACUAAUCUGAAAACUCUUAAUUUGAAUUAAAUGACUAAUUCAAUUUUGAAGAAGAUUCUCUUUUUGAAUUCUAAUUUGAUUUAAAAAAAUAUAAAGAGCUUCAAAAUGAAAAUGAAAUUAAAGAGAUAGAUUUUGGAGAUUAUUCUAUAAUCAAUCCUUAAAGAGAAUGUGCGUUAAAAUCAAAUAUUCAAUGCAAAAAUUCUAAUUUAAAAAGCAUUCAAGAUUAAGAUUCAGUAAUAACUAAAUUAUUUAAAUAUAUAGCAAUGUUUUCAAUUGAAUUUUAGAAGUCUUUAUUGAAGAAUUCUAAUUAUUAACAGGAAAAAUAGUCAAAAAAUUAGAUUCAAUUUGAGUUUUUAGAUUAAGCAGAUGAUUAAUUAAUAAAUCUUGAUUCAAUAGAUUAAUCAUAGAUACUUUAUGUGUUAGAUGUAUUAAAUCAAUUUAAAAAUUAUAAAUUAUGCAUUUUUAUUUGCAAUAGAUAUAGCAUGUAAGAUCAUUUGAUUAAAUAUUUAUCUAAAAUUGCCACCUUCUUAUCUCCUUUAUCAUAAUAAUAAUCUGCAAUCAAUACAUUGAACCAAAGUAACUAAGUAGUUAAAGAAAAAUAAAUACAAAAAGGACAAGUAGCAUCUCUUACACUUCAUUAGAUAUUUCAAAUGAUCGAUCCUAAGUUCUUAAUUUAACAGAUUAGAUAAGAAGAUAUAAUUCCUUCUAAAUAUUUAGUUACUGAUUUUCAUUCCUUACUAAUUCUUCUUGGAUAUUGGAAGAAAGUAAUUUAUUAAUUAGAUUUUGAAAAUUCAUAAUCAGUUAGCUCUUUAUUUAUGGAUUUCAAAAGUUGGAAAUAUAGCUAUUGGAUGAAUGUUAUCGAAUAACUUAACAAGACAAUAUUAUCGACUGAUAUCAGAGAUCCUUAAUUAGAAAAUAUAUUCUUAAUUAAAUUAUAGAGAGCAAAAUAGAAUUUAAACUUAUGUCUCAAAAAAAACAGCAUCUUAUUUGAAGAAUUAAAUUUUGACUAACCUUUAAAUUAUUUAGAUAUAUAAUAUUGUAUUAUCCACCUGGAACAAUAUUAUGAUGAAUAAAUAACUUAAUUAACUGCGAACUAUAAAAUUCCAUAAUGGUUGUAUUUUAGAAAAUCUACUUUAAAUUUAGAUACUAUUGAAAAAAAUGAAAUAAAUCAUACAAAGCAUCAAAUUUUCAUCUAUUAAUUGAGUGAAGAAAUAUUUAGGAGUGUUCUAAAUGAAACUAAACUAAAUAAUUAAAUUAUCAAUGAGUUGAUUUAAAGAAUAGAAUUUCAAAAUCCAAUUGCUGAUUAUAUAUAACUAUUUUAAUCAGUUUAUUUGAUCUUGUUUUAUUGCGAGUAAAUUUUAUAUAAUAAACCUUAUCAACAAAUCAAUAGGGUAGAGAAUAUAAAUUGUAAAUAGUAUGGUAGUUUAAUGGAAUCUUUAAAUUCAAUAAUUAGAGUCUUUAAUUCUAACUAAGAUAAUUUGUAGAAGCAUCGCUAAAUAAUAAAGAGGAGCAUUUUUAGUUAUUUUAAAGUUAGAGAACCAGAUAAUAAUAAUUUACUCCACCCGUUUAUGAACUCAUUAAUAAUUCAUGGAUCAUCAAUUAUUCUUGAAGAAAUCAUUCAAUAAAAAGAAUCAGAAAACAAUGUAUUUUUUGCUGAUAUUGAAUUAAAUUUUGUUCUUGCACCUAGAGUACUCAUUGUAUAAAUUAUUACAAAAAAAUUACAUCAAAUAAUAUUAGAUUUAAAUGAUGCAAGAAAAAAAUGUGUGGAUGAAUUUAAUCCAAAAUAUUCAAUUUAUUUUAUCGAUAAAUUUGGAAUUCAUAAUUAUUAUCAGUAGGACAUUAAAGGUUAAAAUACUUAACAACAAUUAAAGAAAAAAUAAGAUAUGAUUACUGACGGAAUUUAAAAACAUUCAAAAUAAUUAUUUAAGAAUUCAACAAUCUAAGAGUUUCAUAAAAGAUCAGGAUUAUUAAAAUUAUUAUUAAAAAAUCCAUAUCUAAAAUGCAAUUCUAAAGAUUAAAAAUUUUGUAUUAAUUAUGAAGGGUUAUAUUAAUUGGCAAAUAAAUAUCAAAACUCAUCAGAUUUACAUUGCUAAAUGAUAAAAUCUAUCAUCUUAUUGAAUCACUCAAAUUGCAACCAUUUUACUUAUCUUUUUUUAAAUAAUAAAAUUCUUUAAGGAUGUGAAAAUUAAUAUUCAAAAUAUCUUGAAUUUCUUAAUUUUACUUUGUAUAAACAAUGGAACAUGAUAGAUAAAGCAACUUUAAGCUUUUUUAAUUAUUUAUCAAUGGCAAAGGAUGAGAUAACCGUAGAAGAAUUAAUCUAUAAUUUAAUUUUUUUAUUUCUUUAAAAUAUUGUUGGAUAAAAUCUAAACUUCAAAGAUAGAUGUCUUAUAAAUAUUCCAAAUUCGUAUGUUAUUUAUUUCGAUAAAAUAAACGAAAAAAAGGGAAACAAUUAUUGUCAAUAAAUAGCUUUGCUUCCUGUUUAGAAUCAAGAGAAUCUUGGCAAGAUUUUAGAUCAAUUAAUCAAUGUAAAUAAACUUAAUCCUACAUUAAAAUAAAAGAAAAUAUAAUAGCUAAUAUAUAUUUUGCUUAUAAAUUUAGAUGAGAUUUCUUAAGAAACGAUAAAAUUGAUAAGUUGUGAAAUUUUAUAAAAUAAAGAUCUAAAAUUUGAUAAAGGAUUAUAUGAUCAAUUACUCAAUGUAAUGAAUUAGCCUCUAUAAAUAAGAACUUAAUUUUUAUUAAAAAAUGAAAAUGUCUCUAAAUUCUUUAAAGUAAAUAAUAAUGAGCUAAUCUGCAUAGAGUUUGAAAAGUAAACAGAUCUGAAAUUGCUUGAGAAAGAUUCAAAAUAUUAAAUUAAAUUAUAAGCACAAUGUGAAAUGUUAAAAACACAAACAAAAAAGAUUUUUAGAGCUUAUAGGAUUCAUAAAUAUAGCGGCAGCACCUUCUUUACUAUCCCAAAAUUUUCUUAUGGAGAAUAUCCAUUUACGACCUACUUUAAAGUAUCCUAAUUUAUAAAUCUAAUAAGUAUUUGUAUGAUUAUUAGAGGCAAAUUAAUUUCAACAUUCUAUCAAUCAACCAAUCAAGAAGUAGAUGUUAUUUUUAAGAAUAUAAAUUAAUUUAAAUAGUUAUAAGAAAUAGAAAAUUAAUAUUAUAAUUAAUAUCUAUCCUUUGAAUCUAAAAAUAUUUCAAAGUUAGAAUUUUUUCAAUAUCGCUUAUAAUAUCGGAAAAAAUGUCAUCAAAUUUACAAUAAAUGUGAUUAAAUCAAUGAAUUAGAUUAUAAAGUUUAGACUUAGAAUAUAUUAGAUAAAAAUUAAUAAUUAGAAUGA
Molecule: messenger RNA, 7156 nt
Organism: Paramecium octaurelia
Lineage: Eukaryota; Ciliophora; Oligohymenophorea; Peniculida; Parameciidae
Source: the annotation of a GenBank genome assembly